AUGAAGACGAGAUCAUCAAGAUUCUUUAUAAUACUCCUUCAUCUUUUGGGGGUAUCCAAUCACCAUCUACCCUCUUGGUAUUAUGAUUAUCUAACCAACACAUCCGCCUCAGAGCGAUCAUCCUUCUACAGUGGGAUCAGGGGUGUCCAUCCACACUCGAUAACUCUGGAACGGUUAGACUUGAGAGAAGUUGGAGGCUUGGAUGGAGUGGACUGGUUGGGAGACCACAGAGGAGAUCAGGAGCAACAACAAUCGUUAUCACAAUCGAGUGAUUCGGCAGCAGCAGCGACGACAACGACAACACAGGAGACCAGAGAGCCCUUUUGGUUACAGGAUAGUCGGGAUGGAAAGUGUUUGGGGCCUAGUGGGGGCUUUUCGGAGUGUGGAGAUGCAACACUCUGGUUCAUUCUCAGGAGAGGGACACAACGCAAGUCUCUGAGAAUGGGGCCAUUUGGGGUGGAAGAAGUCUUGGAGAGAGCUGAUCCGGAGGAACCAUACCGCUACGCUCUGCAAAUAGUCGACAACGACUAUGAUGGGGCAUCUACAAUAUCAGUAGAAACAUCGGCAUCAAUGACUUCUUCCCGCUUCUUUUCGUGGAGACAUCAAAGGCAACGACGCCAGCAGAAAGACUGCCUGGUGCCCGCGCCCAAGUCUAGACGACGACACGGGGCACUCGAGCUUGGCUCUUGUGGCAAGCAAAAAACGGCAUGGUCGUGGCGAGUGGAUCCCCAAGGAUUCCUCUAUCUGCCGAACGAUGUGAGCCACACCAACGGACGGGAAUGUCUACGGCGAAGUAGUACUGGAUCCUCUGCUGUGUUGUCUGCUUGUCAAGACAAUGGCAGUGAGGCGGACUCGCAGCACCACGAACAGCAACGCCUGGUACAGUUCUCCUUAGUACGGUACCAUGCCACGGCAAAUCCAUCAGUCGCCCCCUCCAACAACAACAAAGUUCGACCAGAGCAGAAGAAGGAAAAGCAAGCUGAAACGUCAAAUCGUCCUUCCAAGCCGAGGGAAGGCCUGCCCAGCACAAAGGACAAGGCUCACUCACAUGCGUCAGAUCCCGUUGCUCACUCUCCCAUCUUUGAAAUGAAUCUCGCUGGAAGGCCGUUGAGGUCAGCCAUUCCAACGCCUCAAGAUCGAAAGGACGCUCAAUCGCAACCCUUUGCGGCACUGAAGGAUACCAACCCCAUCCUCUUUGUCGGGAAAACCCAGCCAGAGCAGAGCAAUCCAUCCAAGGAGGCUGCUUCUUCAGACCCAAGGGCGACGACACCACCACCGCAACCAUCUGUUUCAUCUCUGGGGAAACUGCGCAAAAUUGAAAUGAACCCGUACAUUGCGGCUUCCCAAGAUGAAAUCUGGGUUGACCCACUCACCGGGCUGCAGUAUCCUACGGAUCUUUGUAAGUAUUUGGGGCAUGAUCGAAGAGAGUCGGGCAGGCAUACGCUUGUGGGGGUUGGCCAAUUUAUGAAGACAAUGUUGAAGAUUAAGGUCUAUGGCAUUGCUCUUUACGUUUCCAAACGAGACGUUUUGGCUGACCCUGCAUUUCAGCAGUAUGCAGGUCUGAGCUCAGAAGAUCUUCGUAAGCGCCCUGAUUUCUACGAAAAGCUACGUUCAGCUGGAGGCUUUGAUCGAACACUAGUGUUGAAGACCAACAUGCAACUCGCUACUGAAACGAUGCGUUCUAGUUUGGAUUCUGAUUGGAAGAUGCUCUCGGAAGAAGCCAAAGCUUUGUUGAUUGACACCAGUAUGAGGCCAAGACCAGCCGAGCAACAAAUGCUCGAACAGAUCCAGCGAGCGGACAACCCUAGUCGAUGUUCCUGUGCGCAAUCUGCACCGGAGGAGUACCAGGCUGACCCUACGUGCUGUGCUCGUGGCAUUGAACUUGUCUUUACGUGGAGGAAGAAUGGUGAUUUGGAGGUUCGGUUGAAUGGCCGGUUAAUGGAUUCAUUCCCGAGACCUGAUAUCGGCAACGGUAUCUUCUUCGAGUACCUGAGAACUGAUGAUCCUUUCUCUCCUGAUUUUCUGGAACGAGCUGUCGACGGUUUUCCAUUUUUAUUGGCUCCUCUGGCUCAAAUUCAGGGGAUUACAUCGUCCGUGCUGCAAGCUGCAGCCCCGGAACCGGAACCGGCCAAAGAACCUGCCCAUGCGUUCAUCAUCAAGACUGUGGGCGGCGCCGCAGAGGCAUUUACGUCUCAUGCAGCCAACUUGGCCGCGGCAAUGCAGCAAGGAGCGUCGGAUACAGCUGCAAAUGCCGCAAACACUGUCCAUUCCGCUGGUGACGCAAUGCGUCAAUUUGGAGAAGAGGCAGAGAGAAAACGAGUAGCAGCCUGGAAUCAAAUGGUUGCCAUUUCGCAGCAGCACCCCGCAGACGUUUUUGCGCAGAUGGUGGCACGAGCCAAGGGGGAGAAGCGCACCGAGCCCGUUAUCCCAGUGGAAGAACCAGAGGAGAUUGUCCUUCGGAGCAACGCACCUCACGGGAAGAUCUUUCGACAGACAACGUCCAAGUGGUUUGGCGAGACCAUGGAUGCCCCCGAUGAAAUUGGCCCAAUGAUCCACCCCACAAUGAACAAGACGAUCUUGUCAUUGGUUCAUUUUUACCUGCUGCUCAUCCUCAUCGUGAGUUUCCCACCCACCAAUGCCAGCAAGACGAGAUUUGUUGUGCGACGAAGUUGCAAGAUGAUUCCCGUCUCUUCGAGUGAGUUAUCUCUGGGUGGGUUGGAUCUUGAUUCAUCCGAGAAGGAAACGAUAGUUCCCAGGAGAGAGCAGUAUCGACCAGUGCAAGCCGAGUACGUGAACCCCAGAGGGAGCGGCAAAAAGGUUGCCCCAGAACCGCCCGGCAGCGACGACGAGUGCUGCUUGUACCCUGGGUACGACAGCGAUCCUGCAAGCGAGGGAUUUAGUCCCCAGAGAAUACACAUUGAUCUGAGCUCUCAGGACGGGAGAGAAUCCACGACGACACCAGCAUCCAAGAAGAAGCCAAGCAGCGUCAAGCGAUUCUUUCAACGACCUCCUCGAAGCACGCCGAAAGCCACUCGCCGAUCUCAAAGCCUGGACUGUCCCGAAAGUGAGCGAAGUAGUGCUUCGGACGGCUCUGGUAGUGGAAAUACCAAGAAAUCUUGGAGAAGAAAAAGCGGAGAAGGUAAACCCCCCAUACCCGCAGUGAAGAAAGGGUCUGCCAACGACAAGGUGAAGAAGAACCUGAGUUACUUUUUGUGA
Molecule: messenger RNA, 3216 nt
Organism: Seminavis robusta
Lineage: Eukaryota; Bacillariophyta; Bacillariophyceae; Naviculales; Naviculaceae
Source: the annotation of a GenBank genome assembly